GCAAGAUUAUAGCAACCAGAAACAAUCAGUGAGCAUACAUUAACUACAAUAUCACUAGACCUCAAGCCACGAGCAAAUUCAUCAUGGAGAGAAUAAUUUACGACCACGCCCAAGAGAAUCCGGAUGCUGUCGCCGUCGAAGACGAACAAAUGUCCCUGACCUACGCCGAGCUUCUCGGAGAAGCAGGUCAUCUGGCGUACGAGCUAGGAGACCUUGACAUUGACGAGCCUGUGGGUAUCGUGCUAGGCCCUGGUAUCGACCAGGUUGUUGCCCAGCUGGCGGUGCGCUUGGCUGGUGGAACCUGUGUCCCACUUGAGCCAUCAAUCCCAGAAAAGCGCAUCAAGGACCUUUUGGCAGAAAUCGAGGUCAAGACUAUCUUGAUUGACGAGGACUCCUCGCUGGCUUGGCCACACCGAAAGCUCAUCCAGAUUCCGAAAGUGACCGGCGGAAAGACGCUCGAUGAGAAGCUUCCCAAAGGGUUCAAGGACCCGUCCAAACGCAGCCACAUUCUCUUCACGUCUGGAUCGACUGGAAAACCCAAACCGGUUCAGAUCCUCGCCGACGCCAUCCUGCAUCUUGCCAACAAAACACCAACCACCCCCUUGCUAAAGAGUGACCGUGUUGCGGAAUUCAACAACCCGGGAUUUGACCUGAGCUUGUAUGAAAUCUGGGUAACCUUGAUCUCAGGUGCUACUGUGGUCGCUAUCCCGCGAGACUCGGCCAUCAGCGCGGAUGCAUUGGCUGAGAUGGUCUCAAAACACCGGCUGACUGUGAUGAUCAUCACGACUGCCCUAUUUACUAUCACUAGUACUCAAGACCCAACAGCAUUUUCGACUCUGCGACAUGUCAUUACCGCAGGGGAUGUGGCAAAUGUACGAGCCAUGAGAGAUGUGCUGCAGAAAGGCGCUCCUGAGCAUCUUUGGAAUGCCUAUGGGCCAACCGAGUGUGCGACUCUGGCUACUAUGCAGGAAAUCACACUUGAAGAAACCGGCAGAGACCGCAUUGGCAUCGGUAAGGCAGUGGGGGACUUGGAGCUCGUCUUACUUGACGAAGAUCAACAGCCCGUGCAUGAGAGCGGCAAGCAAGGAGAGAUCCACCUUGGCGGACCACAAUUGACGCCCGGAUACUUGAACCGUGAAGAGCAUAACGAAGAGCGGUUUGUGGAUUUGAGCAGAGAGGAUUUGGGCCUUGGCGAAGGCACGGUGCGUCUGUACAAAACUGGAGACUUGGCUGAGUGGCGCGACCAUAGCGAUUGCCUGGAUUUCAUUGGCCGGGCCGACUCCCAGGUCAAGCAUGAAGGCUUUCGGGUUGAGCUUGGCGAGAUUGAGCGAGCGCUCAUGUCUCACGAUGCGGUUCACUCGGCAGUUCUUAUUCAUCAGCCACCUUUGACAGAGGAAGAAGGCCAUGUCUUGGUUGCCUUUGUGUCGGCUAAAGAUCUGGACGAGGAAUCGCUCAUGGACUACGCUCGAGAGCACCUUCCCCAUUACAUGGUUCCCAACGCUAUUGAGUUCUUGAGCGAUUUUCCACUGACGCCUAAUGGCAAAGUGGACCGUAAGACUUUGACCCAGCAGCGUCUAGAUGCCUUGCAGGAGAAGAAAAAGGAGGCUAAGACCGACAGCACAGCCCCAAACGGUGAAGUGCCAUAUGACAAAGCAGGAAAACUUCGGAGUCUCUGGACAAACCUGUUACAUCUUUCCGAAGAGGUAUCUGAUGAUGACGACUUCUUCUCUCUGGGCGCCAGCUCACUGCAGGCUGCCUCGUUGAUUAGCCAGAUGCGCCAGGCAUUUGACGUUCAGGUUUCGAUGCACGAUCUCCACGGCCACUCUCAAUUCAACCAGAUGCGGGAUUUGAUCCAGCCUAGCGAGCCUCGACAAAACAAGGCACCUGACGAUACGCGGGUAUGGAAGCAAGAUGUCCUUCUUGUUGACGACAUUGACAUGGUGCCUCGAUGGGAGGCCGAGGGCGAGGGUCAUGUGUUCAUCACCGGUGUGACCGGGUUUGUGGGUGCGCACCUUCUGUCUAACUUGAUGCAGCGACCAGGAGUGAAGCAGAUUGCAUGCCUCGCGCGUAGCAGGAAAGACGUUAGUGCCUGGGCUCGGGUUCAGCAGGCUCUUGAGCGAUACGAUGUCUGGCCUGACAAGCUUGAAUUUACGCAAAAGAUCAUCGUACUUGAAGGCGACCUCACUGAUUGGCAUCUUGGCCUCGGACAGGACAAGUUCACGUGGCUUUCAAACUGGGCAUCAGUGGUCUUCCACCUUGGAGCCAAGGUCAACUUUUGCGAGUCAUACCGAGAGCACCGCACGACAAACGUCGUUGGCACAAGGAACAUUCUUCACCUCGCUGCCGCAGGUCGACGUAAGAGCUUUCAUUACGUAUCUAGUAUUGAUGUCUGGGGGCCGACAGGGAACAUCCUGGGAACAGAAGAGAUCUACGAGGACGAUCCCCUUCAGCCACACAUUCAGGGCCUUCGGUAUGACCUGGGUUAUGCGCAGAGCCAGUGGACAGCAGAGGCGAUGGUGCGCCGGAUGAGGGACCGUGGCUUGCCGGUGGCCAUCUACCGGCCAGGUUUUGUUGUUGGUCACAGCCAGACAGGAGCCAUGAACCCUGAUGAUUUCGUGGCCCGCCUAUUGAUAGGUUCCAUCAAAGUCGGUGCCUUUCCCCGAGUGGCCGAUCAACGUCUGGAGUACGUGACAAUCGACUACGUGGUUGACGCAAUGAUGGCUAUUGCGACCCGCAAUGAGAAUUUGGGUCGCUCGUACAGUCUGCUGUCACCGGAUGUCAGCAAAUCUGUCACGGUCGAACAAACCUGCGACGUGCUCAAGGAGGCAGGCUAUCCCCUCGAACUCCUCGAUUUUGAACAGUGGGUUGAGAGGGUGACCCACAGCGAUGCAGACGGAUUAUUGACGCCGUUAAUGCCAUUGUUCCAGGAGCGAGUGUUAGGGCAGUUAACGCGAUGGGAAGCUAGCCAGUACAGUCCGGUUUAUCGAUGCGACAAUGCACUUAAGGCUCUCAGUGACAAGCCAGAGAUCAAGUUUCGACCAUUUGACGCGCACCUGUUGAAGAGGUUUAUUUCUUUCUGGGACCGGAAGGGGUUUCAUCAUGUUUGA
Aspergillus uvarum CBS 121591 is the source of this 3107-nucleotide messenger RNA. Its product is annotated as non-ribosomal peptide synthetase. The record is from RefSeq and is a predicted model, not a curated record. NCBI's taxonomy places the organism in Eukaryota, Fungi, Ascomycota, Eurotiomycetes, Eurotiales, Aspergillaceae. The transcript has a single exon. Bases 84 to 3107 code for a protein of 1007 amino acids.